Messenger RNA from Echinops telfairi (small Madagascar hedgehog), 2860 nucleotides. RefSeq names its product solute carrier family 2 member 8 (gene SLC2A8). Gene Ontology annotation, cellular component: membrane. Gene Ontology annotation, biological process: transmembrane transport. The coding region runs from base 1 to 1329 and encodes 442 amino acids. The transcript is spliced from 10 exons. Gene Ontology annotation, molecular function: transmembrane transporter activity. The record is from RefSeq and is a predicted model, not a curated record. Lineage: Eukaryota; Metazoa; Chordata; Mammalia; Afrosoricida; Tenrecidae.
AUGACGCCCGAGGACCAGGAGGAGCGGCUGCCGCUGCUGGGGCUGCCCGGCGGCAGCGUCCCCCGCGGCCGCCGGGUCUUCCUCGCCGCCUUUGCAGCCGCCCUGGGCCCGCUCAGCUUCGGCUUCGCGCUCGGCUACAGUUCCCCGGCCAUCCCGAGCCUGCGGCGCGACGUGCCCCGAGCCCCGCGCCUGGACGACGACGCGGCCUCCUGGUUCGGGGCCAUCGUGACCCUGGGCGCCGCGGCGGGGGGCGUGCUGGGCGGCUGGCUAGUGGACCGCGCCGGGCGCAAGCUGAGCCUCCUGCUGUGCGCCGUGCCCUUCGUGGCCGGCUUCGCUGUCAUCACCGCGGCCCAGGACCUGUGGAUGCUGCUCGGGGGUCGCCUCCUCACCGGCCUGGCUUGCGGCGUCGCCUCGCUAGUGGCCCCGGUGUAUAUCUCCGAAAUCGCCUACCCGGCAAUCCGGGGGCUGCUCGGCUCCUGUGUGCAGCUGAUGGUCGUCACCGGCAUCCUCCUCGCCUACAUGGCAGGCUGGACCAUGGAGUGGCGCUGGCUGGCGGUGCUGGGCUGUGUGCCCCCGUCCCUCAUGCUGCUGCUUAUGUGCUGCAUGCCCGAGACCCCACGCUUCCUGUUGGCACAGCACAAGCACCAAGAAGCUGCGGCUGCCCUGCAGUUCCUGUGGGGCUCCCAGCAGGACUGGGAGGAGCCCCCCACCAGGGAGGAGCACCAGGGCUUCCACCUGGCCCAGCUGCGGCAGCCGGGGGUCUACAAGCCCUUUGUCAUCGGCGUGUCACUGAUGGCCCUCCAGCAGCUGUCUGGCAUCAAUGCUGUCAUGUUCUAUGCAGAGACCAUCUUUGAGGAGGCCAAGUUCAAGGACAGCAACCUGGCCUCUGUGGUCGUGGGCGUGAUCCAGGUGCUAUUCACUGCUGCCGCAGCGCUCAUCAUGGACAGAGCGGGGCGGAGGCUGCUUCUGGUCGCCGCAGAGCCUGUGGAGGCCAGCACAGGGCUGGCCUGGCUGGCUGUGGGAAGCAUGUGCUUCUUUAUCGCUGGCUUUGCUCUGGGCUGGGGACCCAUCCCCUGGCUCCUGAUGUCAGAGAUCUUCCCCCUGCACGUUAAGGGGGUGGCCACCGGCGUCUGCGUCCUCACCAACUGGCUCAUGGCCUUUCUAGUGACAAAGGAGUUCAGCAGCCUCAUGGAACUCCUCAAGCCCUACGGAGCCUUCUGGCUCGCCUCUGCCUUCUGCGUCUGCGGCGUCCUCUUCACUGUGCUCUGCGUCCCUGAGACCAGAGGGAAGACUCUAGAACAAAUCAUAGCCCAUUUUGAGGGCCGGUGACAGCUCCUCCUGUGCUUGGCUGCCCCUCCUCGCCCGGCUGGUUUGGGGCUUUGAAGGGACAAAGCCAGCUCCAAACCCUUGCUGCCCCAGGAGAGCUGGGACCCAGGACCACAGCCCCUUGGAGCCUUGGCUUUCAGGAUCCUCCUCCCUGAGAUACGAGGUGCCAGCCUUGGUCCAGGGCCUGCUGCCACCCUGCAGAUUCCGGAGCAAGGAGCGGCUCGGGGCCCUGGGGAAGCCCUGGGAUCGGCCUUCCACGUGCCCAUCUCCUGCCCCCCCGCCCCCCACGUACACACCGCGGAGAAGGAGAUGGCUCUGGGUUCCUGUCGUGUGGCUGGAGAUGCUUCUGGAGGCUGGGUGCUGGGCACCCCGUAUUGACUCUGUAGUGGUUGGAUUACCAGGAAGGAACUUUGUUUGCCAAAUAAAAUCUGGCUCGCAAAAUUGGGUCACAACCAGUUUGUGAGCCCUCAUGUGAGAAUGGGAUAUUCCUCUCUCCCCAAGUGGAGAACAUUCUCCUGGUCAGCCAAGCCCACCCUUGCCCCCUGGAAGUCAUUUGGGCGCUUCCUUAGACUCCACCCCCGGGGUCACUCGUCAUCCAUUUUGAUGAAUUUCAGAAAGAAGGCCUCUUUCUAUUAAAGGCUUUUCUAAGUUACCUUUAUUAUCCAUUAUAUAAAUGAUCGUGAAGAUUGAUCAUGGAAGUACAGCGAUGACGCAUCAUCAGAUGGGUGGGCAUCCGUGCCAUCAGCGGAAGGCCUUGUAGCGUAAAAGCGAGUUCCCCAGAGGAGAAAGAUCCGGCAGACUAGCGUAGCCUGCCAGUUUCCCGCCUGGUCAGCCUUGCCAGCCUCUACAGUCACAUAAGCCAGCUCCUAAAGUUUACUCCAACUUCGUGGUGCAGUGAGUUACUGUAAGUUGGCCCUUCUAGCUACCAUGCUCUUGUGACUACACAGUGAUUGGAUGGGACGAUGCAAGUAAGGUGCCUGUGGAUUACCAAGAGGAUUGGACAGUCCUGUCUCAGCCCAGCACAGCACCAUCAGGCCCAUAAAGAGGGGCACGAUGGAGCGUACAGAAGGGCAGGGGCCAUAGAAGUUGUGCUUCACUUCACCCAGAGAAAAACAUGCCCUCAUCACCACCACUCGAACCUCUCUUCCCACCCUCUGCCUUCCACCCACCCACCUGGACAAUCAGUCAGCAACCUAAGGGAGGCAUGCCUCUUAGUGGUCACGGGCAAAAUUGCAACCACUGGAGAGCCAUGCGCUCUGCUGCCUUGGGACCAAGGCUGGUAGGUCUUCAUGAAGGAGGAAAUGGACCACUUGGAGCUGCCUGCACUCCUGGGAGCAUCACCCGGUAUUCUAGCUCUCUCUCACCUUCCUCCCUAACGGUCCUGGGGACCAUGUCCCUCCGGGCCUGAUGAGAGCUCUCAAGGAACUUACGUCCUAGCAGAAGCCUUCUGGAGACCAAAAACAAAUGUUGGAAAGAGAAGGGGCUGGGGAAGUCGCUCGGAGCAAAGAAUAAAUGGUGUUUGUUUGUUUUUAAA